Aspergillus alliaceus is the source of this 1484-nucleotide messenger RNA. Its product is annotated as UDP-galactose transporter HUT1. Bases 142 to 1434 code for a protein of 430 amino acids. Lineage: Eukaryota; Fungi; Ascomycota; Eurotiomycetes; Eurotiales; Aspergillaceae. Gene Ontology annotation, molecular function: UDP-glucose transmembrane transporter activity; UDP-galactose transmembrane transporter activity. The record is from RefSeq and is a predicted model, not a curated record. The transcript is spliced from 2 exons. Gene Ontology annotation, biological process: UDP-galactose transmembrane transport. Gene Ontology annotation, cellular component: endoplasmic reticulum membrane; Golgi membrane.
UCUGGCCAGCUCCUGCUCCUUUCUUUUAUGUCUCAUGCUUAUUCUCCUUACACUCUCAUAAAGUAUUUCCUUUCAUUACCUAUUUGAACUUUUAAUUGUCUUUGUCCCUCGUUUGAACUUGUUCUGCUAUAGCUUAUUUCCAUGGCACGCCAAAAGCAGGCAACGCCCUUGCAACGGGCGACUUCCUCUGAAUUAAUGCACAUGCCCCCGGAGGGAUCUGCUUCACAAACAAAGCAACAGAAUGGCAGCGCGAAGGAACCCGUCGCCAAUGGCAAUGCGUCCAAGCAACAAGCGGCGCAUGGAGCUGCUUUAGAGACUCCAGGUUUGACGCAACUUGCGAUUUGUGUCCUGGGAAUCUAUGCGUCGUUUCUCUCUUGGGGUGUCCUUCAAGAAGCAAUCACUACGGUCUCAUACCCCGUCCAUCCUCCAACCGCAGCUGAACCAGAACCUCCUACCGAGCGCUUCACCUAUUCGAUUGUCCUGAACACGAUUCAGUCCUCAUUUGCUGCUAUCACUGGCUUCCUGUACCUUCUUUUCUCUACGCCAUCUGGCCAGAAGGUUCCAUCUAUCUUUCCGACCAGAAACAUAUUGUUCCCCUUGCUCCUCGUCAGCAUUUCCUCGUCGCUCGCAUCGCCAUUUGGAUACGCCAGUCUGUCGCAUAUCGACUAUCUGACCUUCAUCCUUGCGAAAUCAUGCAAGCUGCUUCCUGUGAUGUUUCUGCAUCUGACGAUUUUCCGGAAAAGGUAUCCCUUGUAUAAAUACGGUGUCGUUCUUCUCGUCACCCUCGGUGUCGCAACUUUCACCCUCCACCACCCAGGCACAAGCAAGAAGGUCGCUGCAUCAGCCGUGAAGAACCAGUCGGGCUCGUCCAUGUGGGGAAUCUUCCUCCUUUCUAUCAAUCUUCUCUUGGAUGGCCUCACGAACACUACUCAAGACCAUGUCUUCAGCUCCCCACAAACCUACACGCGCUUCACGGGUCCGCAGAUGAUGGUGGCCCAGAAUGUUCUCUCUACUUUCCUGACCACCACGUAUCUCCUCGUGAUGCCCCAUCUGUCGUCCACCGGCAUUUUGCAUGCUAUUCUUCCCGUUCCCAUCCCCCCGUCUACUGAGACAGAAUUAACGUCCGCCAUUUCCUUCCUCUCUAGGCACCCGGAGGCUCUGAAGCAUGUAUUGGGCUUCGCAGCUUGCGGUGCAGUUGGGCAGCUGUUCAUCUUCUAUACCCUCUCCCGCUUCUCGUCUCUGCUCCUGGUGACUGUGACUGUUACACGGAAGAUGCUGACCAUGCUCCUGAGUGUCUUCUGGUUCGGCCACUCCUUAUCUGCCGGACAGUGGCUAGGUGUGGGCCUUGUCUUCGGCGGUAUCGGCGCAGAAGCACUGGUACAGAGACAGGAGAAGAAAGCGAAGGAGCGGGCGAAGGCCGCAAAACGCCAGUAGAACGUUGUGUAGCUCAUGUAUAUAGACUUGUUUUGAUAAUUACAUCUCGG